Molecule: messenger RNA, 2979 nt
Organism: Trichogramma pretiosum
Lineage: Eukaryota; Metazoa; Arthropoda; Insecta; Hymenoptera; Trichogrammatidae
Product: ankyrin-1-like
Exons: 2
Coding region: 187-2358 (723 amino acids)
Molecular function (GO): protein binding
Source: RefSeq, a predicted model, not a curated record
GCUCACUAGUCUCAAGACAGUAUUUAACGAAUCCUGAGCGUUAAUCUGAACUUUAAUUUCUACCGGCCAGUUUCAGGUCCUUCUAAAAAAGAGAUGUACAAUAUAAUUAUUGAUUGAUAGUUGAGCCGUAUAAAAAAGCAGUUGAUAACAUCAACAGUGUCUGAAACAUUCUAGUAUUGAAGUUAAAUGUUAGUGAAGCAUCUGAGUAAAAUGUCGGUAAAAAAAGGUUUUUCUAUCUCAACUGCAGUCCAAUUAGGUGAUUUAGAAUUAUUGAUAUCAUUGCUACAAAAUGGCAGCGAUCCGAAUGCAGUCGAUGCCGAAGGCAUGGCACCGCUGAAUCUCAUCUGCAAUCAACUUGAAUUGACUGAUGUUCAUUUGACGAUGAUGCAACAACUCAUCAAAUUCAAAGCCGAUGUUAACAUCAACAAAAAUCCCAAACAACACAGUCCAAUGAUACAUCUCUUCGUGGAUGAAAAAAAAGAAAAAUUUCGUUACGAAGCGUUGAAGUUACUCAUAGAAAAUAAGGCCGAUAUUAUGCAAACCAAUCACAGGGGUGACCAAGUAUUGCAUACGAUUCUGCGCCAAAACCAGUAUACAAUUACCAUCGAAUUAAUUGAAUUACUGAUAAAACACAGUGUAGACGUGAAUAUCCAAAAUCGCGAAGGAGAUUGUCCUCUCUUUCUGGCUACCAAUUUUCCAAGAACUGAAGUAGCCGAAUUUUUAUUAAAAAAUGGCUCUAAUCCCAAUUCUCUUCAUAAGAAUUAUGGAACGUUGUUACGACGCAUCUGUAAUAAAGGUUGCUUAAAGUAUAUGGAUUUUAAAAUGAUUCAACUUCUUAUUCAGUACGAUGUAGAUGUAAACUCAACUGCUCCAAUAUUGGCUCUAUAUACAUGCAAAUUUUUUCACGAUGAUGCGGACUUAUUAUUGCGUGAGGAUAUAUUGAAAUUACUUCUCGAAAACGAUGCCGACCCUUCAGUUGUUUGCGAAACUCAUGGACCAAUACCAAUUAUGAUUCUUUAUAAGAUGCAUAUUAAUUUCAGUAUAGAAAUUGUCAAAUUGCUAUUGGAAUAUGGAAUAGAUAUAAACAUAAAAGAUGCAUCUGGUAAUACUCCACUGCAUGCAGCUGUUAAGCAAGGUAAUAGAGAAAUGUCAACAUUUUUUUUACAACAUGGAGCAGAUCCAAAUAUUGUUAAUAAAUGUGGCAAUACACCACUGAAUAGUAUUUGUGUUCAAUAUCACUUUAUAAAUGAGUACUUGCAAGUAGUUCAAUGCCUCCUCUGCUAUAAAGCUGACGUAAAUAUUCAAAAUAAUAGAGGAAAUACUGCAUUAGUUAGUCUAUUUCAUAAAAGAAUAGAAUAUAACUUGUGCUACAAAAUAUUAAAGUUACUUUUGGAAAAUAAUGCUGAUGUUACAACUCGAAAUAAAGAGGGCAAGACUGUAUUACAUGUGAUCAUUCAAAAUGCAGAUAUUGAAAACCGUUAUGGGUAUGAUUUCAAUGAAGAAAUCUGCCGGUGCAUGGAGUUGAUAAUUCAACAUGGUUUAGACAUUAAUGUUCAAGAUAGGAAUGGGCUUUCUCCACUUAACGAGGCUGUCUCAUAUUGCAAUUUAGAUUUCGUCAGAUUUCUUUUAACACAUGGGUCCCAAGUAGCUAAUGUUUGGUUCGAAGGUGGCUAUUUUCAAUGUAAAAAUGAUAUUUUACCGGACCUUACCAAGACGCAAAAUAUUUUGGAUAUUAUUGAUAUUUUAGAAAAUAAAGGCUUUCAAAUGAGAAAUGAUCAGGUUUUAUCAGUAUUGAAAUUUUUGACAGGAUACUAUGUGCCGAUACACUGUCUUAAACUAGAAGAUGUUUUGGAAUCAGGAUCUACUUUUGCUAUAAACAACUACAUUAAAAGUCGUCGAUUGGGAAAGACAGAAUUCAAUAUAAUUUACAAUUAUCUGAACUUAGCUAAGUAUGGAAUGAUUCAUAUGGAUAAAAAAGCGUACAAAGAUUUGCUAAGCAAUUUGGAAAGUUUAGAUUCCACCGAUUAUACUCUUAACAAUAUCGAUAUAAAGAAAAAUAUUGAAAAGUAUAUAGAGGAAGCCAAAAAAGUUAUGAUUGGUGAAAAGACUUCUCUUCUGGACAUUUGUUCUUCGUGUCCAGAUAAAACAUACUCGCUAUUGAAGAAUUGUGACUAUAAAUCUGUGGUAAAUUCUCAACACUUUAAAAAAACUUUUGGAGAAAUCUCAAGUAUUUUAAAGGGACAUAUUAAUAAGAGUUUAGUUAGGAGAUUUUCAAAAAAAAUUUCUCUAGGCUCUUUAAAACAUUUAAGUAUGGGUGAUUUAUACCUUAUCUCGGUUGUGAAAACAUAUAAUGUUUGAACGACAACUAUUCAUGCUGCAUUUAUAAAUCAGUUUAGAAAUAAGUUUUAUUGAAAAUUUCAAUAUUUUUUAUUUUCAUGUGAAAAUGUUAAAGUCUAUAGUAUUUGAUUACUUGAAUUAAUGUAAGGUUCAAACUACAAUUGAAAAAGACAAGUAAAUAUUCAACUGUACCAAGUAGGGGUGAAAGAAAAUUAUUUUUGUAAAAAUGAUUAGUUUACAUUUUUCUUCUGAUAUUAUUGUAUGAAGUCGAAAGCGUUUCAUGAUCAAAGUACAAGAACUACACUGCAUAUGAAUGUAAUUCAUGUGCAUAUAAUUUGAAUUUGCAAAAAAAAAAACUAACUCUUUUUUGUCUUAUUGCUAUUAACGAGGCAAAAGGUUUGAGCACCUCUGAUGCAACUUAUUUCUUCAAUUGUCUCACUUGGCGAUGAAAUUGUAUGUUAUAAUUGUCAAACGUAUAUAUAAUAUGUUUAAGGGUUCAUAACUUACCGUUAAUGCCGUAAUUGUUUUCGUUUUUAAAAAUACUUUUUUGAUAUGUUUAAAUGUAUCAUUUGUUUCAAUAUGACUAUUUGCUACUUAUCUUUGCAACUUAAAAUUCUAAUAAAAUUAUUUUAAUUAUGAUGA